AUGACCGCACACAAAGGCCCAACACCUCUCACUGCCGUUCUGAACCGCGCUGCAGAACUCCGCACCGCUCGGAGCCGCUCAUCACCACUCGGCACCUCUCUGAGAAGCUCGUCACUUCUCGUCACCACUCACGGGCGCUCAGCACCACCAAUGACCGCACACAAUGGCCCAGCACCGCUCACUGCCGCUCUGUACCACUCUACAGCACUCGGCACGCCUCAGAGCCGCUCAUCACCACUGGAAACCUCUCUUAGUCGCUCAUCACCCCUCGUCACCGCUCGUCACCACUCACGGGCGCUCAGCACCACCAUGACCGCACACAAAGGCCCAAUACUUCUCAUUGCCGCUCUGAACCUUGUUGCACAUUGCACUCAACCUCCUCCUCCUCCUCCUCCUCCUCAUCCUCCUCCUCCUCCUCCUCCUCCUCCUCCUCCUCCUCCUCCUCCUCCUCCUCCUCCUCCUCCUCCUCCUCCUCCUCCUCCUCCUCCUCCCCCGCCUAUACUCAUGUUGGUGUUUCCUACCACUGCUGAGCAUUUUCUGUUGCUGCUCGAUGGUGACGCGGAUGCUCACAACUGUCGCUUGCUGCUUGUGCUUGUGCUGGUGUUUCCUACUGCUGCUCAUCAUUUUCUGUUGCUGCUCGAUGGUGCUGCGGAUGCUCACAACUACCGUUUGCUGCUAGUGCUCGUGAUGGUGUUUCCUACUGCUGCUGAGCAUUUCCUGUUGCUGCUCGAUGGUGAUGCGGAUGCUCACAACUACCGUUUGCUGCUUGUGCUCGUGAUGGUGUUUCCUACUGCUGCUGAGCAUUUCCUGUUGCUGCUCGAUGGUGAUGUGGAUGCUCACAACUACCGUUUGCUGCUUGUGCUUGUGCGGGUGUGUCCUACUGCUGCUGAGCAUUUUCUGUUGCUGCUCGAUGGUGAGGCGAAUGCUCACAACUACCGUUUGCUGCUUGUGCUCGUGAUGGUGUUUCCUACUGCAGCUGAGCAUUUCCUGUUGCUGCUCGAUGGUGAUGCGGAUGCUCACAACUACCGUUUGCUGCUUGUGCUCAUGAUGAUGUUUCCUACUGCUGCUGAGCGUUUCCUGUUGCUGCCCGAUGGUGGUGUUGAUGCUCACUACUACAGUUUGCUGCUUGUGCUUGUGCUGGUGUUUUCUACUGCUGCUGCGCAUUUCCUGUUGCUGCUCGAUGGUGAGGCGGAUGCUCACAACUACCGUUUGCUGCUUGUGCUCGUGCUGGUGUGUCCUACUGCUGCCGAUCAUUUCUUGUUGCUGCUCAAUGAUGAGGCGGAUGCUCGCUAG
Molecule: messenger RNA, 1293 nt
Organism: Closterium sp. NIES-65
Lineage: Eukaryota; Viridiplantae; Streptophyta; Zygnematophyceae; Desmidiales; Closteriaceae
Source: the annotation of a GenBank genome assembly